This is a messenger RNA of Salvia splendens (bonfire salvia), 2457 nucleotides long. RefSeq names its product probable folate-biopterin transporter 9, chloroplastic. Gene Ontology annotation, cellular component: membrane. The coding region runs from base 264 to 1940 and encodes 558 amino acids. The record is from RefSeq and is a predicted model, not a curated record. The transcript is spliced from 3 exons. NCBI's taxonomy places the organism in Eukaryota, Viridiplantae, Streptophyta, Magnoliopsida, Lamiales, Lamiaceae.
UCUUCGUCAGCUGGAAACCUCUUCUUCACACACUCUCUCCCUCUCUUCGGGAAUCACAACUAACCCCCAACCUAAUUCAUAAUUAAAUCAAUUAAUUCCAUUUUUGCUCUUCCUAUACUCUUCUGGAUUCCUCCUCAACUCAAUCUCUUCCUUGUUACCACCAUAUAAAUUCCAUCGCCAUGAACAUUCAUUUCCUUACUUGAACAAAACCUUCAGAGAAUCUCACCAAAUUUCGGAGAUUUUCUGUAGUGAUUCAUUCAAUCAUGUUGAUUUGCAGUAGAAUCCCAUUGCUUCCAACGAGGCUGGGCACCCAAUCCCAUAUGAAAAACCAAGCUUUAUUCUCUCCAACAUCAAGAAUCCUCUGUUCUCAGCAGCAGAGCCCCAAGAGCACUAUGAAGGAGUACAGAAGGCGAAGAGCUCUGAACCCAAUCAUCAUCACCCCAGAUGAGCAAAUCUCUCUGAUCAGCAAACAAUCCGAGAAAAAAUUGAUCUUGGAUGGGAAGAAGGGGUUUCUGCAUCAGGAGAUGAUGAUCCUGUGCGCGCUUGGUUACUAUGUGAAUGGUUUCAGGGGAUUCCCGUGGCUGGCGCUCAACUUUCACAUGGCCCAUAAUCUCAAUAUGAAUCCCUCGACAUUGCAGAUUGUGCAGAACAUGGGCAAUCUGCCUAUGGUGGCGAAGCCCUUUUAUGGGAUCUUGUCUGAUGCUCUCUACAUUGGUGGCGCUCAUAGGAUUCCUUACGUUUCCAUUGGAGUGGUCUUGCAGGCGCUAUCUUGGGGCUCGUUGGCACUAAUCCCGGCAGCUAGUAAAGCUUUUAUACCCCUCAUGGCAUGCGUGCUUCUGACUAAUUUUGGAGCUUCGAUUGCAGAAGUUGCAAAAGAUGCACUCAUUGCAGAGUAUGGCCAAUACAACAAAGUACCGGGGCUCCAAUCUUAUGCACUCAUGGCCUCAGCUGUAGGAGGGGUUUUGGGAAAUUUACUCGGAGGCAUUUUCUUGGUGAAAGCACUGCAAACUAAAUCAAUGUUUCUAGCUUUUGCUGCUAUUCUUGUGCUCCAACUCACUGUAUGUUUGAAAGCAAGAGAGGAAUCACUCGGUUUACCUCAACCAUCAAACUACAAUCCUGUAAGGGAAUCAAUCCCACAGAUCAUCAAGAGACAGUACUCUGAUCUUAUGGUGGCAAUUAAGGACGAGAGUGUAUCACACUCUCUGAUUUGGAUUGUUUCUUCAAUCUUACUAAUCCCAGCUCUAUCAGGCUCAAUAUUUUGCUACCAGACUCAAUGUCUGAAUCUUGAUUCCUCAGUUAUUGGAAUGUCAAAAGUAACUGGUCAAUUGAUGCUUCUGUCGUUAACUAUUCUCUAUGAUCGAUUCGGGAAGAAUAUUCCUAUGAGGAAGUUGGCCAGCAUUAUGCAGAUCUCAUAUGCGUUUUCUCUGCUACUUGAUAUGGUGCUAGUCAAGCAGAUAAACAUCCAACUUGGGAUCUCGAAUGAGGUAUUUGCUCUGUGUUUCUCGGGUCUUGCAGAGGUUAUUGCACAGUUUAAGCUUUUGCCAUUCUAUAUGCUGUUUGCAAGUUUAGCUCCAUCAGGAUGUGAAGGUUCUUUGUUGUCUUUUGUGGCUUCUGCUCUGUGUCUGUCAUCCAUAUUCAGCGGGUUCUUAGGCGUUGGUCUAGCCUCGUUUCUUGGUAUAACAUCCGGUGAUUACUCAAAUCUCCCUUUAGGAAUCAUGGUGCAGUUUCUGGCAGCUUUACUUCCACUCCGGUGGAUUGGAUGUGUAACUACAUCACAAGAUCCUACCGAGAAGAAUGUCAAGAAAGGUAGAAGUAAAAGAACCCGAAGAACUAGGAGAGUGGGAAGAGUCUCGUACGAUCCUAUGUACUCCUAUCGCCGUGAAAGAGAAUCUGACCUACAAAGGUGCUGGCACGCAACAGUCGGUUGGUGGGGAGAGUAACUGACUGAGGCAGCAUGGUGUCACCACAAGGGCUAGAAGCCAUCAAAGCUUGAGAUGUAUGGAUGCUUAAAAUGGCAACUUCAAAUUUUCAUGGACCACUUCUAGAAUUCUCCACAUGGUUGGUUUGGCUUCUGCUUCAUAACCCCACCCUCGACGUGCCAACUUUGUCAUGUAGCUAUGAUUCAAAAUGCUGCAAGGUGAGGAGAAUCUUCUGCAUGCGAGAUCCACCUACCAUGGCUACACGUGAACCCCCUCGUUGCUCGAGGGUCGUUGUUCAAAUAUUCGGGAAGAAGGCAUUCUAGUAUUGUAACUUGGUAGCAUGUUAGUUGCAUAUGUCAAUAAUAAUGAGAUUUGGUUCUAUUUGAAGAAGUACUAAAUCUUGUCUUGGUUGCUACUUGCUAGAAUUAGCUUUUUUGUUGUAGUAUUUGGUAAUACAGCUGCAAUAUGCAUAAAGCUAGAAGUUGGUGCGAUUUAUAUGCUCUUGCUUCAAGUUGUUGAAAGAUAUAGUAGUAACAAA